This is a messenger RNA of Pistacia vera, 2347 nucleotides long. RefSeq lists its product as uncharacterized. Lineage: Eukaryota; Viridiplantae; Streptophyta; Magnoliopsida; Sapindales; Anacardiaceae. The record is from RefSeq and is a predicted model, not a curated record. Gene Ontology annotation, biological process: positive regulation of transcription by RNA polymerase II. Gene Ontology annotation, cellular component: Ino80 complex; MLL1 complex; NSL complex. Bases 321 to 2324 code for a protein of 667 amino acids. The transcript is spliced from 4 exons. Gene Ontology annotation, molecular function: G-quadruplex RNA binding.
AUGAGGAUUCCCUCUGAGGAGCAUCUUUUGCUUUAGCUACCGAUUCUGUAAAAUAUCAUCUCCUUUUUCAAACUAAAAUAAUAUUAAUUUCCUGCUUCACAUUCACGAGGUCCACUCAAAAUUAUUACCCGCGUUUUUAAGAACUCUGCAAAUCACUGCCUCAGUGCCUCUCUUCUAGUUGUACUACCUCUCAUAAUUCACUUUCUUCCACCUCUCUUCUUCAAUUCUAAGUUUAUUUUCAUGGAAACCCCCAAUUCCACUCCUAUAGAUUGAAUCAUUUUUGGUCCACUUCAGUUUUUGCUGUAAAAUCUAUCUGACACAUGGCAGCUUAUGCCGCUUCAGUGUCUUCAUGGAUCCCUGAAGAUGACAUCCUGUUAAAGAACGCUGUAGAGGCAGGUGCUUCUCUGGAAGCACUUGCUAAAGGCGCAGUGAGAUUUUCCCGCAAGUUUUCCAUAGCAGAAUUGCAACAUCGGUGGCAUUCUCUCCUCUAUGACCCUGUUAUUGCAGCAGAAGCUGCUGCUCAUAUGGCAGAGUUUGAAUUUUCUGCUGCUAAUAAUCAAGCAAAGUCACUUAGGUCGGGUGCUGCUGGGGACCAUUCAGGAGCUCCUCCAAAAAGGAAAGCCGAGAGUGUUCGAAGACUGUAUUAUGCCUUGCGGAAAAGAACUUGUAUCCAGUAUUUGAACUCUCCUAAACUUGGUUUUUUGGCUUCACCAAAGAUGAGUGAUGGUAUUGGAGAUGGUACUGCUUAUCAAGAGCAUGCAAGCUUUCAAUAUGAUACUCCAGUUGAAAGUUCCAUGCUUGGAGAUUCUGUCCAGAACUGUUUUGAGUUACAGGAAAUGGAUAUAGAUUACUUGCAUCACAGACCACAAGAUAAUAAUUUCAUUAAAGAUUCAGUAGGGCAUCCCAUUUAUGAGCAGGAAAAUGUGCAUGAAGAUUCAGCACAUAAUCUGGGAGAGAGAUUGAUUGGCUUUGAAAAUUGCCCAGUUGUUGAGGGAAUGAAACCCUCAGAGGCAUUGAUAGAAAAUGAUGCUCCUUUUCAUGUAUUGGGAUAUUCAUCUCCACAGACUAGGACACCUCUCUGGAAAACAAUGGAGUUUAUUCCACCACCUGCAAUGCCUAUCAAUAUGAGCCAUGGAGGUGAAGGUCAGAGUUCAGUAGAGACAUAUAUACUUCCAGAUGACAUGAAUGAGAGGAGAAUAGUUUUACCUACCAACCCAGAAUUUGAUUUAGUGGAUCUUUCAGACUCUCUUUUAAACUUUGGGAAUGAAGAGGAGCUUCAUUUCAUUGAUGCAGACGAGAAAAACUCAAUUGACAAGUCUUGCCAUGAUAACUUUAAUCCAAUAGUAUUGAGUUCUCCUCAUGACAUCCAUAGAGAUGAUGUACCUGAUGUUAAAGAACCUCAUACAUGCCUUGCGAUGCCUGAUGGUUCAAAUCUUGCAGAACUGGGGGUUAUUGCUGAACAAUCAAGUAUGAGUCAUGGCAAUCAACAUAAUAUUUUUUGUUCAGAAGUUAAUGUACCAUCAUCUAUGUCAAUACCCAAUCCUCCAUCUCAUGACCUGCUGGAUGGGGAGAUAUUCUGCACAUUGAACAGUGAGGACACAGAAAUUCCUUGCAAUGAUGAUUUUAUCCCAAGUAAAGUAGUUGCUUCUUUGGCUUCGCAAACAAGUUAUAAAGGGGCAAUUGAACUGGCUUCUUCCUUUGAUGCUCAUAAGGAUCGUGAACAAAAGCUAGGAAGAAUGAAGAAACACAACAGUUCUACACAAUAUUUUACUGCUUCCCGCACAAGAGUAUCAGACAUGUUUCCAGGACCCAAGCACAACCCUCGACUUUGUAGUACAGGAGUCAAAUCCAAGUCUACUGAUGUUGACAGUCUUAAUAGUAUCUCCAAACAGGCUAACAAUGCUCAUGAAGAUAUUAUCCACUACAGAUCAGCACUUUCAGCCCAAACAUCUCUUACCCGUGCAAGACUGAAGGAAAAGUCGCAACAUGCAAGUUCUGCUUCAGAUGUAUUGUUACAUGCAAAAUCUAGUUCCAGUAGAAACAAAAUUCCUGAACCAGAAGCAAACCCCUCAACCUUAGAUCCAGAAGCCAGGCUGGAUGAAGAAGAAUAUGAGAGUGAUGAUCACAUUCCAGACUUUUCCGAUAUUGAAUCAAUGAUACUGGAUUUGGAUUUGUGUCCAGAAAAUCUUGAUACAUGUUUUAGUACAGAAGUGUCAAGGUAUCAACAUGACGAUACUAAGAGGACAAUCAUUAGAUUGGAGCAAUGUGCUCAAUCUUGUGUGCAAAGAGCAAUUGGAUACCAAGGGGCACUUGCCCUCCUGUAAGGACGCCAUUUGAAGCAGUAUAU